CUUCGGUUCUCAGUUCGACUCGCGCUGUUGAAACGUUUGCUUCGCUUUGGUUCGAUCUUUGGCAGCGUGCAAAAACAAUUUCCAUCGCCUAUAUAAUUAGAAUCUAUUUCUGUUUAUAAAUAUCAGGCCUAUACAUAUAGGAGGGCCCGCAGAAACCCAUAAAAAUAUUACUAGUUUUCAAAAUAGUUACCACUAAAUAUUGGAAAAUUAAGGCCGAAGGAGCCAAACAGGAAGUUUUGUGAACUGCAAGUGAUGUAACCAACAGGAAUCCCAUCCGAUCCUCACCUGCUCUCUUUUUGCCAAAUCGUUUCUGCGUCGCAUUUUGUUUACUUUCCGAGUGAAACCAAAACAGAGACAUGUCGAAGAAGUGCAGUGUUCGGUCUCUGAGCGACAGUGCUCUGGCCGAGCUGGCCAAUCUCCUGGUGUCCACCAUCAGCUACGUUCAGUACGCUCCCGACGUCCACCUGGACAUCAAUAUAGUGAUGGUCGAGCUGAACGAGUAUCUGGCCCAGUCUGGCGCCACUUCGAAUAUCUACCAGGAUCUAUUACGGGUCAUACUCAGUUCGGACUAUCUGGAUGCCAACAUGCGGUUCACCUGCCUCCAGAUGUUGCUCAAUUGUGGAGUAACGUUCUUGGUCACCGAGGUGUUUCCUUUCAGCUACUACGAAAAAAUUUUGCAGGUGAUAGCCGCCCAAGGAGCAGGACUUCGGGUGCUCAACAUCAAGGGAAUCUGGGUGAAGGAGGAGCACAUGCACUACAUGUACGAGAUCGUCCGACGGUGCAAACAGUUGGUGAAGCUCUACGUCCCCUACAUAGCCAACGAUCAGUUGCUGGAGGAGAUUGGCAAGUGCUCGACCCGCCUCCAAAUAUUGGAUAUUUCCGGGGAAACAGAUAUUACCGAAAUAGGCAUCGAUGUCUUGGCCAAGGGCGUGUGCUGUCAAUCGCUGACAGUGGUGGAUGUGGGAAUGCCGGGCGAGGAGAAUAUCUGUCAUUCCGACAUUGCCCUAAUCCUGGAACACUGUCCCCAAGUGGAAACCCUGUCCACAUACUCCUUUGUAGGCGCCGCCCUAAAGUUUAUUUAUGAUAACGUGGACGACCGUUUCAAGUGCCGGCUGAAAUAUGUCCAUGACACGGGAACGGACGAGAGUGCUCUCCAUGUGAUAAUGUCGACUUGUCCUCGACUGGAGACCCUUUACCUGGACACCCCCAAGACGGGGUGCUUGAGGGCACUGCACACCAGAACCCUGCGAAAACUGAAGAUCUACAAGUUUGUGGUGGCGGAGCUACUCCCACUCCUGGAACGACCGAUUGGCAGAAAUCUCAGACAUCUGACAAUGAUCAAGGGAACCGGUAACCUGGAACUGGGUAAGCUGGCCAGGCUCUGUCCAUCACUGAUCGAUCUCGACUGCUACAUGAUCGACAGCCUCUCUUAUGGACAGGCCCAUGCCAAGUUUCAGCAGCUGGAGGGCCUCGAGAUCCUCAGCAGCGCCAUUAUGACCAGUUCUUUGAAGGCCUUCCUCUGCAAUUCCACAGAUCUGAAGCGUCUGGCUGUGGAUACCGUCGAAUUUACGGAUGAAGAUAUUAUGAGCAUGUUUGUUCAGCACGAUUUUAAAGUUUUGGAGGAUAUUUGGUUUACUUUGGCGCCGGAGCUCACUGUACAGGCUGUGGAGCUUCUGAUGGAUAGUUGUCCGGAGUUGCAGUCGGUGGGACAAUUAACUGGAUGGUCCUUAACGCCGGAUGAUUUGGCGCUAAUUCGGGGACUUUUAAAAAGCGGCAAUUCGAGCAUUGUACUGACACCAAACGGUUUUCUCGCUUGACGCCUUCAGUAGCUUUGAUGCUAUCGUCUUUCCCUCACCAACAAGAAGAGCAAACGUUUUUGUAAAAGCAAAAGAAAAAAGUUUAUUGUACUUAAUUUACUUGUGAUAUUAUAAAAAUAAAAAUUAAACCUAAAUUUAAAAAAUUUCAGUGUGACCAUAGGCGGGAAAAAUUAGAGUUGCCAAGUCACUUUUCUGUGCGACAAGUUGGCAUGGCUACACAGCUGUGGACGGGUGUUGCCAUGGUGCCGCAAGUCGCCGACAAUUAAUAUACACACAAUUUAUUCACUGAAAAUCAAGACUCGUACGGAAACUGAUUAAAGAGAAAUGGAAAGAAUAUAUUUGUUUAAAUUUGUCAAAGGAAAUUUUCUAAAAUCAUUGACCUUUUGAGUGCGGCGUCUAGGGUUUGGGCAGCUCUACAACCCUGGCCUCGACGUAUACCUUUUAUGCGCAAAAAAAGUGAAGAAUCGGAGGAAAACGCAGACGGAAACCAUUGAAUUUAUCCAUGAAUCUCAUUUUGAAGUUAACCGAAAAUAGCAUUUUAUGGUGAUCGCACCUGAAGCCAACAUAAAACGCAACGUGGCAGUGAUAUUUGAACGAUGAAAGCACGCAAAAAAUAAAAACCAAAAAACUUCCGCAGACGUCAGCAAGUACCGAGCAAG
This is a messenger RNA of Drosophila ananassae, 2476 nucleotides long. RefSeq lists its product as uncharacterized. Gene Ontology annotation, biological process: SCF-dependent proteasomal ubiquitin-dependent protein catabolic process. Bases 357 to 1817 code for a protein of 486 amino acids. The record is from RefSeq and is a predicted model, not a curated record. The transcript is spliced from 5 exons. Gene Ontology annotation, cellular component: SCF ubiquitin ligase complex. Lineage: Eukaryota; Metazoa; Arthropoda; Insecta; Diptera; Drosophilidae.